Musa acuminata subsp. malaccensis (wild Malaysian banana) is the source of this 2510-nucleotide messenger RNA. Lineage: Eukaryota; Viridiplantae; Streptophyta; Magnoliopsida; Zingiberales; Musaceae. The record is from RefSeq and is a predicted model, not a curated record.
UUCUUUGUUCGAACUCCCCGAGUGGGUUGGACACCGUUUUCUGUAAUUUUCUUGGCCUUUUUCCGCCACCUUUGAUUCUUGUUGUUCUUGGGGCUGAUCUUGCUUGGAUCGGAUUUGCUUUGGCUGCGGAUUUACAUUGCGAACAGUUACGACUCGCUUGUUCCUGCACCUUCCAUUUCAUCUAAGAGGGUAGUUGUGUUUCCUCUUUGCUGUAUAGCAUUGGCAGCUAAUGGGGAGGGACUCGAAACCCAAGGAAUCAGGUGGUAAGGGGAAGGGAAAGCAGGCAGCUUGCUCUGCAACUGAUGAUAAUGCCUCCCAAGGGCAAAGGGAAGGGUGGCAAGUCAAGUGAUGGGCUUGGUACCUGCACUUAUGGUAAAGCAAGGCACAUAUUAUGUGAAAAACAAGGCAAGAUUAAUGAAGCAUACAAGAAGCUCCAAGAUGGCUGGCUAAGCAAUGGAGACAAGGUUCCCCCUGCUGAAUUUGCAAAGGCAUGGUUACCACAUCAUUCUUUGUGAAGGGAGGAAAAAUUAAAAGUUUUGGUGUAGAACAGCUGCUUCAGAUGGGAGGAACUGGUAUCAUCUGUUAAUCAACUCUCGAGGAUUUAGAUGAAGCAAGACUGCUACUGCAUGGAGUUUGGAGAUAUGUAAACUAUGCAGAAGAGUCUGCGAGUAAAUCCUAGUUUGGUCUGUUAUGUGAAACUGCUUUGAGGAAGAAAUUUGCUGGUUGUUCCAUGGUUAAGAAAGAAUGCUUUGGUGAUGAACUUAAAGCACUUAGAAGAGGAGAGGAGCAGCUAAUGGUUGGUCGGACUUCACCUUCUUAACCCGCGCUUCUUUGCUGCUGCUGCGACUCCCUCUCGUUGCACUCCGUUCUUGCAGUAGAUGGCUGUGCCCCGUCUUCUUCUCCACCUCGUCUACCCGACCUCGUCGUCCCUCCUCCUCGCCAACUGCAAGCCGUCGCCCCUACCUGUCCUCAACAUCGGCUGUAGAAGGAUCAGCACUGCCGCAGCGCAGCGCGCCCCCCCGUCGGAGGCCGCCGUCGAUGACUUCUGGCGGUGGCUUUGUGAGCGGGGAGCGGUCGCCGCCUCGUCCGCCGCGACCGUUAAGCCGGGCUUCGUGCCGGAGGGCCUGGGCCUCGUGGCCCAGAGGGACCUCCCCCGCAACGAGGUGGUGGUGGAGGUCCCCAAGAGGCUCUGGAUCGACUCCGACACGGCAGUCGCCUCCGAGAUCGGGAGGCUGUGCGCCGGCCUCAAGCCCUGGGUCUCCAUCGCCCUCUUUCUCCUACGGGAGAGGGCCCUGGGCACGGCCUCUCCCUGGCACCCCUAUCUCGACAUUCUUCCGCCCACUACCAAUUCCACUAUCUUCUGGUCAGAAGAGGAGCUUUCUGAAAUAGAAGGAACUCAGUUAUUGAACACGACAAUGGGUGCUAAAGAGUAUGUGGAAAGUGAAUUUGUCAAAGCAGAAGCGGAAGUGAUACUUCCAAACAAACAUCUCUUUCCUUCAGCUAUAACAUCGCUUGAUUUUCUGUGGGCUUUCGGAAUUCUCAGAUCAAGGGCCUUUUCACGUGGUCGUGGUGAAAAUCUUGCUCUUGUUCCAUUGGCUGAUCUUAUUAACCACAGUUCCAGUAUCACUCAAGUGGAUUCUUGUUGGGAGAUUAAAGGAAAGGGCAUCUUUUCUAGGGAACUGAUAUUCUCUUUACGAACACCAGUCUAUGUGAAAUCUGGUGAGCAGGUGCAUAUCCACUACGACAUCGCGAAGAGUAAUGCUGACUUGGCGCUUGAUUAUGGCUUUGUUGAACAGAGGCCAGAUCGGGAUGCAUAUACUUUUACUCUAGAGAUUAGUGAAUCUGAUCCAUUUUAUGGAGACAAACUAGACAUUGCAGAGUCAAAUGGUUUAGAUGAAACUGCAUACUUUGAUAUAGCUCUAGGUUGCCCACUACCCCCAUUGAUGCUUCCAUAUUUGCGGUUGGUAGCUCUUGGAGGAACAGAUGCUUUUCUCUUAGAAUCGGUUUUCAGAAAUACAAUUUGGGGUCAUCUGGAAUUGCCGGUGAGUCGUGCCAAUGAGGAAGCCAUUUGCCGUGUCGUCAGACAGGCCUGCAAAUCUGCUCUCUCUGCUUACCACACUACCGUAGAAGAGGAUGAAAAACUUAUGGAAGGGGAUAAUUUGGAUGAAAGACUUCGAAUCGCAGUUUGUAUAAGAGCCGGCGAGAAGAAAGUUCUCCAGCAGAUCGACGAUGCUUUCCGAGAGAGAGAGUCCGAGUUGGAUGUUUUGGAGUAUUAUCAGGAGAGGAGGCUCAAGGAUCUGGGACUGGUUGGGGAGCAGGGUGAAAUCAUCUUCUGGGAAUCAAAGUAGAACACCUGCACACACCUUCUCUCCCAAGAUCUGAUAUCACAUGUUGUACAUGGCGACAUGCAGGUAAUUGAGAUAACAAUGCAUUGGACACCAUAAUGUAGUUUAUCAUCCACAAUGGCAGUUCUGUAAGCGUCAGAUACUCUAAUGAUUUGUUUGAUUUCA